AUGGACUUGUGUCGCUAUCAUUCAGUGCUUAAACAACAAACAUUCAGGGUAGCAAUAGCCGAAGGGAAAGCUGAACAAGGUUAUCAGUUAAGGGGUGUAAAAGGGGUACCACCUGCUGCUCAAGCUCCAUCAUCAAGCAACUCUCCAACCAAGGACGCAGCAAAAGACCCAGAGACAACGCCCAAAAAGCAACCUUCAGCACAAGAACCAGCGCCACCCGCCCAGCAAGCUCCAACACCGAGCAGCCAACAAGCAAAUACAACUAAGAAUGCAACGAAGCCUUCGACAAGGGAAACAACUACACCUCCAAAAGAGACAACAAGUAACCCAAACAACCUCAGCCCGGAUUUAGAUAUGGACACUACUACAGUUUCAAAAAGGAAAAAGGAAGAAAGCCCCACAGAGAAACAGAAACAAUCAAAGCAAGACAGGCAACAGAAGCGAGAUAAAUCUUUUAUUGCACCAGAAGAAUCCACUGACCCAGCAAAGAAAAAGGCCAAGGUGGAGACUGAUUCCAAGGUUGAUUUAAAGAAAUUGAAGCAGAAAUUAGGAAAAAUCUCUAAGAAAGCGUGA
Physella acuta is the source of this 573-nucleotide messenger RNA. RefSeq lists its product as uncharacterized. Lineage: Eukaryota; Metazoa; Mollusca; Gastropoda; Physidae. The record is from RefSeq and is a predicted model, not a curated record.